AAAUACAUGGUCCAUUGCUUUUGUCAGAUCUCGAUGCUUUCAGCGAACCCUAAUCUAUCUCCAUGUGUUCCAAAUUCCCAAUUGGUCACCUUCUCCAAUUCAGUUCAAAACACUCCUCCUUGAAUUUCCAUUUCUGGAUAUUAUGAAAAAUAUAGGGAAUUGAUUGUUAUAAGGAGUAAGGAUGUCUAAGAUGGGUAUGAAGAGUGAAUCUGGAAGACAUUCGAAAAGGGGUUUUAGUUUAAGGUCGAGAUCAUUAAGGACUUUUGAGGAGAUUCCAGUGACUUUGAGAGAAGAUGGUUUGAAGGAGAGUAGCUGGGCCAAUAUUCCUCCUGAGAUCUUGAGGGAAGUACUGAAGAAGAUUGAGUCAUCUCAAACAACAUGGCCUCUUCGGCAAAAUGUUGUUUCUUGUGCAGGUGUUUGCAAGGGUUGGCGAGAUAUGAUGAAGGAUAUCGUCAAGAUUCCUCAACUUUCGGGCAAAUUGACAUUCCCAAUAUCCUUGAAACAGCCUGGUCCAAGGAAUAAUACUCUUAUUCAUUGCUAUAUCAAACGGAACAGUAGCAACCAGACGUAUUACCUUUAUCUAAAUCUUCAUGAAGCUUCCAAUGAAGAUGGGAAGUUUCUCCUAGCUGCAAAGAAGUAUCGACGGCCAACAUGCAACGAUUACAUCAUCUCCUUAAAUUCUACUGGCAUCUCGAAGGAGGGAAACUCAUAUAUUGGGAAAUUGAGAUCUAAUUUUCUGGGUACAAAGUUCACUAUUUAUGAUGCCUUGCCGCCAAAUAAUGAAGUAAAAGUUGCAAAAAGCCUUUCAACAAGGCUAUUGGGCAUUAAACGAGUUUCUCCUACAGCGCCGGUUGGGAAUUAUUCUAUAGGCUGCAUUUCUUAUGGCUUGAAUGCCUUAGGUUCCAGAGGUCCAAGAAGUAUGCAAUGCACCAUGGACUCCAUCCCAGCAUCUUCAAUCGAGCCUAGAGGAGUGGCCCCAAUUCAAACUGAAUUCCCACGUACAAAUUUUGAAUCCUACCCCUCACCCCUUCCCUUUUUCAGAUCAAAAUCUACUCGCACAGAAGCAAUCCAAUCCGAAAAAGAGAAAAUGCUUUUCAUGAAAAAUAAGUCUCCUAAGUGGCACGAUCGGCUUCAGUGUUGGUGUUUGAAUUUCAAUGGUCGUGUUACAGUUGCAUCUGUGAAGAACUUUCAGCUUGUUGCUUACUCAGAAGGAGAUAGAGAUGGAGAAGGAGAAGGAGGAGGAGUUGAGCAUGAAGAUGUUAUUCUUCAGUUUGGUAAGGUUGGAAAGGAUCUGUUCACUAUGGAUUAUCAAUAUCCUAUUUCUGCGUUUCAGGCCUUUGCUAUCUGCAUCAGCAGCUUCGAAACUAUGAUUGCUUGUGAAUGACUAAAUGCAGUAAGUUUCUUUGCCUUCUUUCAAGACUAAGAUUACUUAUUUUUUUCAGUUUGAAAUGGGUUGAUUUUCAUCUUAACUAGCUAAUGUUAUUGAGUGAAGAUUGAAUGGGUUGUGUAAGAAUGGGAGAUGUCUCUUAUCAUACUGCUGCUUUGAAGGAGUUCUACCUGGUUGGUUUGUUUUCUUU
Messenger RNA from Impatiens glandulifera, 1577 nucleotides. Its product is annotated as tubby-like F-box protein 3. The transcript has 6 exons. NCBI's taxonomy places the organism in Eukaryota, Viridiplantae, Streptophyta, Magnoliopsida, Ericales, Balsaminaceae. The record is from RefSeq and is a predicted model, not a curated record. The coding region runs from base 182 to 1384 and encodes 400 amino acids.